AUGGGGGAAGAAAAUUACACACCAGAUGGUUGCAGUAGCAGCUGUAGCAGUAGUGACACAAAGAAUCUGGAUUUUAGAGAAAUUCAAAAGGAAAUAAGCGAAUUUAAAAUUAAGCAAAACGAGACGUUCAAUUUUUAUCUAGACAGUAUUGACAAAUUGCUGGAAAAAGUUCAAAAGGCCAAAAAAAAUGUAGAAGAAAAAAUAAAAAAAAAAGACACCAUUAAGAUCGAAAGCGAUAAAAUGCGUGGAAAUGCAAAUGUGAAUGGCAGUAGUGCCCAGAUUAAUCUCAGCAGUGUGAAUAUAAGUGAGGAAAAAAACAAGUACGAUAUUAAGCAGCUGGUAAAAGACGUGAAAGAAUUGAAAAUUACAGAAAAGGUGAGUGAAGAAAAUAAAAAAUUUUACAACAUUUUGUUGUCAUCUUAUAGGGGAAUCAUAUCAUUGAUAAAACAAGAAACUCCAGAGAUUUUCAACAAUGUUAACAUAAAAAAAAGCGUUAUCCUUAGAUUAAUUCUACUGCACUUUUUGCAAAAGGGCGAUUUCUUUAUGUACUACGUGUUAAAUAAAGAAAUUCUGAAAAAAAAAAUGGAAAAGGAUACGUCUGUGGUGAGUAAAUUGGGCCAGAGUUCCGCCCCGAAUGAAAAGAUACAAUUGUUCAAUCAAGCAAAGGUGGCAGCCGAUGGGUUGAUGGCAGACGGCAGGAAUAGGCCAUCCGAAUGCUCCGCUAACAGUGGCGAUGGGAAAAAUGAGAAGGCGCAGCGGGAUGUCCAAUCGGGGCAGUCAACCUCGCGAAGGGGGGACGAGGCGUUGUAUAAUGGGAACCCAUUCCGGGGUGUGCCUGUCGAGGGGGGGAAAUCCCAAAAUGGUCAUCGAGCUGGUUCCCAAAAUGACGAUCGAGCUGGCUCCCAAGAUGGCCCCCCCUACUUCUUGCACACCAGUGAGGUCCCAGCGGAGAGUUGCCACAAGAAGGAGAAAAAAAAUCGCGAGGGACAGCAUUACACAGUCCUCCUUAACAACAUAAAAAAUGCCAAGUUCGUGUACUCGAAGAGUGAUCUAUUUUCCCAGCUGAAAAAAGAAUAUAUAAGCAAAAUAUCUUUUGAAAAUGACACAGAAAAGAUCGAAUUUGAGCAUGCAUUAAUUGAGAAAGAAAUAUUCGAGGGAUACACAAAACUACACAGGAUUUUGUACAACCUGAAGAGGUUCCAAGUGGACACGUGUAUCGAGUGGUACAAUAACUGUAGCGAAACGACGAGGAAGAAGUAUGUAAAGCUAAUUUAUUUACUACACUGUAUUAAUUAUUUAAUGUAUUCGAAGGAGGAUAAGGAGAAGGCACUUAGCUGCUUAAGGGACCUCAUGAUAAACUACAGUGAAAAUAAAUCGCACAUAUCGAGACUGAGCACUUUCAUUUGCAUCGUGUCCAUUCGAAGGUUUUCAAUUUUUUUAAGAGAGCUUUUAAUGAGGAGGGGAUCCUCAUCCGCGUGCCCAGGAAGGACAAGCGGGCCAGACAAAACCGUCAAAAUUGUGAAAAUUGUGAAAAGCGGCAAAAUGGUCCAAAAUGUCCAAAUUGUCCAAAUUGUCCAAAUUGCCCAAAUUGUCCAAGUUGCCCCAAUUGCCAAAAUCGUCAGAGGGAUGGCCUACCCCACGAUGGGACUACACAUUAUCGUGACAAUAAAGAAGGAACCAGUUUGAAUGAAAAAAAUAAAAACAAAUGAACACAUUUUGAAGAGAAAAAUAAAGAAAAAUAAAGAAAAUGUGAUAGGCAAAAAAUCCAAGAAGAAAAAAAAAAAAAAAAAAAAAAUACACACUGCAAGUAUGACACAUCAGCAGGUAUACGGCCUCAGCAACAAAAUCAGGAGUACUCAGGGGCCAUUAAUUCAUAACGAUAUAUAUAAAGAGAAAUACGUUCACUACGAUUCGGACGAUACGUAUGGCAACACAGGGGAGGAAGAAGAUGGCACUCUCCCGUUAAGUGAAACAUUUAUAGAAAAUCGAAUAGAUGAAUUUAUGAGAAACGAAAAGAGGAUGAGCAACCCAUUUUUUUACGACACAGAAGAUGAACAUUAUGUAAAUGGAGAGAGAUUGAUUUUGCCGGAUGUUAGAUACGCCAAUCUUGGAAGGAGAAGACACAGUGGCGGCGUUUGUGUGGGAAGAGCAAAGUCCCGUGGAGACAGCGAAGAGGACGACAAACUGAACAAAGGAUGGUAUAGCCACGUUUUCAAAUGCACCAAAGAUAUUUUUGUAGAAGUAAAUGCAGGAAAAAAUGAAUCCAAUUUUUCAAGGAAUGAAAAGGAAGAAGACCAAACGUGGAGGAACGAUUACAAUUACCAUCAUCGCAGAUGUAAGAAUGAGAAGAAGGAACCAGAAGAAGCUGUCUAUUUGUACGAAUUGAGCGAAAAUGAAUUUUCACAAAUGUACCAAAAUGAUAGUUCCUAUAUUACCUACAAAACAUUAAAGAAAGCAGCACAGUUUUAUGACCAUAAUGACACAAAAAUUCUGGAAAGCACAAAUAAAAAUUUAAAUAGUGGCUAUACAAACUUCCUAAAUGUCAGUAGCACAUAUUGUACAAGCAAUUCUUACUAUGAGAGGGAUUCUCAUUUAUGUUUUCUGCAGAGUAGAAGUAGUGAAUGUGUUAGCUUUUGCAAACAACCAAGUGGUUACUCUUGCAACAUCUCAGAGACACAUUCAUUUCGUGCGCUAACGAACUCAUGCUUUAUGAAAAAGCCAAACAGUUUGAAGAGGAAAUUUGCCAAGUGUAAAUUUUUAACACGUAAUGGGAAAAGUGAAAAGAUGAGCGAAAAAAAAAUAAAAAAAAUGGACACUACGUUAUCCUCCACUGAGGGUGCAGCCAGUGUGCAUUUAGGAGAUGCCGCACGUAGCGCAGCAUUAUUAUCACAGGAAGAGGAAAAAAAAAAUAGCAUAGGAGAAGAUAAAACUGCGAGUGUUACUAACCCUGCCAUCUGUGACAAACAGAAGGAAAACAAAAACACGAGGGGGAAAGAAAAAGAAAAACAAGACAACGAUGAUGAUGAUGAUGUAGUAGGUGACCUAAUCAACAGCAGUAGUGGUACCUUGUCAACAAAGGUUAAAAACGUUGAUGAAGAUUUUGAGUCGUUUAAGGAACAACUGGAGGGAGACACAGAGCAUUGGGCUAGCAGCUCACAAAGUAAUAAAACCCCCAGCUCGGAGAGAGCCUUGAUGGACUCAAGUGAGGACGACUUUCACUUCUCCACCUCUGCCAGUUCGGAUGAAAAUGAAAAAAAAGAUCUCAACAAAGUGAAAGAACAAGUAGAUUUGAUAAAAGAAGAUUUCAUAAAAAAAAACACUGCCAUUGCUUUGCUAAACACGAACAAUAUACAGGCAUACAAUAGGGCCAUAUUAGCUGCGAAAAACACGAGGGCAAAUAAAACUCCCACAGAUGUUAGCAGAAUUGUACUCACCCAUGCUUUAACCAAUAGAGAGAUGUACACACUGCAUAGCUCUCUAUCGAACUAUAAAAACAAUGCGGAGUUUCGACGUAUCUGUCUUAAGUGGAAAGCCAAGAAGGAAAAGCGAAAGGAGCGACUCAGAGGAAAGGGCAAGAGCAGUCGAAGCAAUGAUGAUAAGCAGAAGAGGAAAAAAAAGAAAAAAAAAAAAAAAAAAAAAAUAACAAAGGAGAGCAAAAUUGGUAAGCAGAAUAAGGGGGAGGAAAAUGAGAACAAGGAGGGAGAAAAGACAGGCACGUCCCAUGAGGGAGUGGAAGAGAAGAAAGAACAACAAAAUGUAGAGCAGUCACAAGUGGGGCAGAAUGUCCCAUCUGUAGAGGAAAGGCUUAAGGAAAACGUCGAAGUUGAGGAGAAAAUAAUUGCUCCAUCGAAUUCGAAUGCCGAGAAUCCCCCUUCUGCCGUGGCAGGAAAAGGCGCCGAGGAUUUGCCAACCCUGUCGAAAGGAGGGACCCUCCCCGAAAAUGCUCAAGAGCGCGAGCCAAAAAUGGAAGCAGAUGAAGUGGUUUUAUCUGAAAAAUGCGAAGAAGGAAAAGAACGUAAUGAUGAUGAGGUGCACACGAAGCAGGAGCGUAACAGCGAAUCUGCCGAAAAGGUAGAAGACUCGCAUGGUGCCUUAAGGGAAGAGGGAGUCAUUCCGGCAGGCUGUACGGACGAGACUAAGAACAACCCUAGUGGUGCUGGUAACAAUGCGGGCUAUGCUACGGCGCAGAGCGGGGAGGAAAUUCAACAUAAGGAUUCAGAAGCGAAGGUCGGAAAGGAUGAAAAAGAGAAUAGCGAGGAGGGAGCAGCGCACAACGAGGGGAUGGCGGCGGUAGAAUCGAUGGAGACGGUGGAAGCAGCAGGCCAAAGGACAGACCCCCCAGCAGAAGAACACCCCAAAGAUGAAGCAGUCGAAAGGCAGAAUUUGCGGAAGGAAAACGAGGCAGGCGCAGGAGAAGAACCAGACGAAAAGGAUCCCCCAAAGGAUCACCCAAAGGAUGACUCAAAGGACCAUCCAAAGGACCUCCCAAAGGACCACCCAAAGGAUGACUCAAAGGGCGGAGAAAAGGUGAAGCGCAAGGAAAACGCCGAGGCAAAAGUCAGGAAGGAAAAGAAGGGAGUUUUCUUGGGGUCCUACAAAAAGAACUUCAAAAAGAGGAGGUAUGACCCCAAUUUUUUUUACGACGAAAAGAUGGAAGUCAAAAUGAAGAGAAAUAAAAAUGAGAAAAGUGACAAGGUCGCUAAGAGUAAAAAAGACGGUUGCGGUUGCUUCAGGAGCGCCAAGUGCGCAGCAGGUAAAAAAGGACCUCGUAGAAGAGGCCGAGACAGCGACAGCAGCGACAAAGGCAAGAAGAAAAAAGACUCGAGCAAAAAGGACAAAAAAAAAAAUAAAGAGAAAAAGAAGAAAGACGACAAUAAAGGAGAGCCACAAGAUAGUAAAGACCCCGGAAAGGAUCAGAAUAGCGGAAGUUGUGAGGACGCCAAAAUUGAGAAGGGAAGGGAAAAGAGCUGCAAGGAGAAAAAGGUUUAUAUCCACUUGGAGAGCCCCCUAUCCGUUCUGGUGUGCGGAGGACUGAUUUCCUCGAAGAAGCUUAUAGAGGCCCAGGCCAUCCUGAAGGAAAAUAACAAAAGACUACAGGAGGCGAAAAACAGCUCUUCCCUAACUUUUGCGAGCGAGAGAAAUGCAGACAAAUGCUUUGACAAAUUUGGGAAGGAGAAAAAUAAAAAGAAAAAGGAGAAUGGCGCUCUCUUUUCAAACUCCCUGGCGGUAGAAGUCGAUUUGAGUGGAUGCUUUUUUUUCCACUCCUCCUUUACCUGUCCCAUUAGUAGGGACAAAUCUUCCAAGGAUAAUCCGCCCUACGUGCUGAGAUGCGGACACGCCAUUUGCAAGAGCUGCGUGGACAAAAUUCACGCGCAGAGGUCCAGACAGUUCAAGUGCCCCAUGUGCCCGCAGUACCUGCAUUUAAUAGAGAUAAUUCCGCUGUACUUUAACUAG
Messenger RNA from Plasmodium cynomolgi strain B, 5454 nucleotides. RefSeq lists its product as hypothetical. Gene Ontology annotation, cellular component: cytoplasm; nucleus; GID complex. The coding region runs from base 1687 to 5454 and encodes 1255 amino acids. The transcript is spliced from 7 exons. Gene Ontology annotation, molecular function: ubiquitin protein ligase activity. NCBI's taxonomy places the organism in Eukaryota, Apicomplexa, Aconoidasida, Haemosporida, Plasmodiidae. The record is from RefSeq and is a predicted model, not a curated record. Gene Ontology annotation, biological process: proteasome-mediated ubiquitin-dependent protein catabolic process.